GGGGCACGGAUUAGUUCGGCUGCAGCAGACAUUGUACGAGCGAAGGGGAGACCUUUCCACCGGCAGUGCGCGAGAACGCACGGACCCCUGGCAACACGGAGAGCUUAGCGCUUCCCUGCCCGUUAUACCGUACAGUAAGGAAUGGUGAGGGUAGUUGUAGCCAGAGAGACGCAGACGUGGACAGACCGAUCGGGAAUCACGAACCAUCCCCUCAGACAGCAGCUGGAGAGAUUGAACCAAACAACUUACGGUGCUUUCAAUAGGACCCUUCUCUCCAAUUAAGAACCUUCUACCUGCUCGACCUCCACCUGUGUUCUCCCAUUUGGUUGUGCUGCAGGCCUGUGCUAAGUGCACGUGCUGAGUUGGGAUUGUAACAACCUCAAUGGGCUGCAACACACUCUGAAACUCUGGAGGGAGAUCGUAGAAGCUGAAUGAGGUUCUUCUUGCUGUCCUGGAGGCUCGCUUUCAGAGGGAAAUGAUUCCGCAUGAAUUGCAUGGACCGCUCUCCCACAGCAGGCGUGACUUCCGUUGCUUACGACUGAAAUCUGUGUCCGUCCAACCCUAGGCACAGGACACAUCCCCUUCCACCACCACUCUCCUCUCAAUACCCUGACCCCAGUCUGACCGUGAGUCUGUCAGUGGGAGGGCACACUCUGUUAGCAAGACAAACAGAGACAAAGAGAGAGGAAAAUAGCAAAAGAGAUAAAGGGAGAAGAAACAUCCAGAAAGAGUGGUACAGGAUACAGAGACACAAUGAAGUCGAACCAGGAGCGGAGCAAUGAAUGCCUGCCCCCGAAAAAGCGUGAGAUCCCAGCAAGCACUCUGCCCUCAGAAGAGAGGCCCAUGGUUAUGGCGCCUGCCACUGAAAGCCAGCGUGCAGGGAACCUGACCUGGCUUGCCAGUGUGGCAAGUGGGCAUGAAAGAGGGCGGCAACACACCAGCACCUCCGCAGAAUCUGAUGGGCCUCAAUACAAACCGCUGUCUGCCCCAUUUGAGAGUGCAACUCCAUCAUCCAUGCACUCAACCAGAGCUCCAACUGCAGUGACCACCCUACCUGCAGUGUACACCUCACCCCUCUCUCAGCCCGCUGGCACCAUCCAGUACACAUCCUUGUCCCCCAAUGUACACUUCAUCAGCUCUCCAUACCCUGCACCAUACGCUGGCUACAUAUCUCAGCUAGUACCCCCUUCUACUGCAUCCACCACACAGCGUGAGGCUUAUGCCAGUUCCUCCAGUUCCCCAGCAUCUAAAAUUGACCAGCACUAUCAGUUGGGCCGUCCACCAGGCCUGGUCACAUCGAACAGCACCUCUUUGCCCCACUCCACCCAGUACGUCCAAAUCGCCAGUUCUCCUCUAAGCACAUCGCCUCGGACUGCACAAUCACCCCAUGCUCACUUGCCCCUGCACUUACCCCCUCACCACACGCUGCCCAUCAGUGGCGCCUCGCAGGUCCUAGUUCAGUACCCAGAUGGACUUUUCCCCAAGAGGGAGGAGACCAGGCCCAGGGAGGUUUUGAAUGGAGAGCUGGAGAAGGACAGGCGCUUUGGUCCACCUCCAGUGUCUAGUGCAGGUAAACAAGGUAGCACUGCCAAAGGGGCCUCCUCCUCUCAGCAGUACCAUAUCCACCAGCAGCAGAGCCCACAUCACUAUGAGGCUCGGCAUGUGGUUCUCCCUGGCGAAUAUACACAGGACUGCACGGCCAUGCGGUCCUCAUUGGUGCUGUUACCCAACAGUCAUAGCUCCAGUGGUGUUGAUCCUAGAGGUACACCAGACAAGCUGCCUCCCCCAACUUCCCACACUGAAAAAGGAGGGAUUUGUGCAGGCAAACCUAUGUCCCGCACUACCUCCACCUCUGCAUCCCAUCCUUUUCCUCCUCCACCUGUGGACAAUCUAAAGGGGACAGUUACCACAUUGUCACCCCAUGCAGUCAUCCAGACUAUGCACAACACCACAGAGUCUCUCUCAUUAGGCCUCCCCUCUGCCAACUUCUACACCACCCAAACACCCAUCAUUGGUUACAUUGCUGACACAGGUCACCAGCAAACUCUCAGCUACCACACCAGCCUACCCCAACACCUGGUCAUCCCUGGUACUCAGUCUGUCAUUAUCCCAGUGACUGGAACAGAAGCUACUGCUACAUCGGCCACACCACCCUUGCCUGGGGCACUGCCCCAUGCAUUUGUCACCUCAACGGCCCCCAAAGUGGAAAAUUUUGAGACUCCUGCCCCAUACUCUGUGGUUCAAGCCCAGCUGCACCUGCCUAUGAUUCCAGCCCCUGCCGGCCUGCUGACAACUCCACCUCUACCCUCUGCCCCCUCGUUACCCCCUUACUUCACCAAGGGCUCCAUCAUCCAGCUUGCAGAUGGGGAGCUGAAACGGGUGGAGGACCUGAAGACAGAGGAUUUUAUUCAGAGCGCUGAGAUUAGCAAUGAGCUGAAGAUUGACUCCAGCACUGUUGAGCGCAUUGACAGCAAUCAUGCAUCUAACUUUGCCAUUAUACAGUUUGCUGUGGGAGAACAUCAUUCACAGGUCAGCGUGGAGGUGCUAGUAGAGUAUCCGUUCUUUGUGUUCGGUCAGGGCUGGUCAUCCUGCUGUCCAGAGCGGACAACCCAGUUGCUAGAGUUGCCAUGCACAAAGCUUUCGGUAGGCGAUGUCUGCAUCUCCCUCACCCUGAAGAACCUGAGGAACGGCUCCAUCAAGAAGAGCCAGGGGCAAGUAUUGGAUGCACCAACCCUUGGUCCACCCCUUAAGCCUCCCAAAGCACUCUUGCAUGGGGCACGGGGGGGUGUUCGGCACACAGAACAGGAGAACGGACUUGGGCAGUAUUCAGAUCAAGGAGGCGGAGGCAAUCAGGGCAAUAAAGAGAAUGGAGAACUGAAGUUUGGGGAGAGGGACAUCUGCAAAGCCCCACCACCCUCUGAAUCAGAGUCCAUCAGCAAACCCACAGGCCGCAAAAGGAGGUGGUCAGCCCCUGAGGGCCGCAAAGUAGAAAAUCCAGAAGGAGAGCCUCCUUUAAUAUUUCCUAAGCCCUCUUUCAUCCCUCAGGAGGUUAAAAUUAGUAUCGAAGGCAGAUCAAAUAUUAGCAAGUGAACGCCCACUGGACUGUCAGCUUUAGCAAAAUUCAAAAUAAAUUUGCCCUUAGAAUGUUUUAUUAUUAUUAUUUUAUUUUAUUUUUUGAUUAGAGAUUUUGUUUUCUAUCCAGAUUAUUGGACCUUAUGUCUAAAUUUACUCAGUUAUGUACAUUAUGACUUCACAUGUUGUAAUAACAAUGUAAUGGAUUUAAUUUUACACAGGCAAUUGGUGCAAAUCAUUUGAUUGGUCAAAAUCUGGGUUGAUGUAGUGCAAGGUAAGAAGGUUGUGGGACACCUUAGCACUGCACAAUAUUUUUUUAAGGCUUUAUACAGUCGAUCAUAACUAACAAGGCUAAGACUUCUCUCUAGUCUCUUACCUAUGACAUUGUUUGGCCCGGACAAACCUAGUCCAGUUACACCUAGUGGAAAUUAAAAUAUUUUCAGAGUAAGCUUGACAUUACUCAUGGUGGCAGAACGGAAAUCACUCCUUCACUGGAUGCAGGAGUUUACAUGAUGUCAGCCAUCCUGUUUAGGCAAUCUAAUAUUUAACUGUGACUUUAGAAGACUAUCAGAAUCACAAACAAUGUUGAGCGAUGCCAUCAAUGCAGUUAGAUCAGCAUAGCUUGUUUUAAACUUCAUUUAAUUUCAAGAAGAGGUUUCCAAAUAUUAUGGUACAUGCCAAUAGGGAUGAUGUCAUCAAGCAGUGCCAGUUGCUCCUUAGGAAGAUCUUAAAAAACUCAUCUUAAACAGGGAAGAUGUAUGAUGAUGUGUCUAUUUUUAUAUAUCCAACUGUCUAACCUUUUAUUUGACUAUUUUUGUAGUUUUGCAUGUUUUAAUUUUCCAUCUCACUUUUCAAACCCUCCUAUCAUACCUGAUGGGUAGAUCUUUGUUCUUUUUUUUUUUUUCUGUUAUGAUUGGGUAAACCUUGCAAUCAGGGGUAAUUUUUUACAUAGACACAGGAUGCGUCCUUGUCUGUGUAUGUAUGCAUGUAUGUGUCUUGAUGCAUACAAACACAAAGGGUUGACUUCAGGUGAGGAAAUUGACCAGUCCCUUAACUUUAGUGUUCGAUCUCACCGUUUUAAAAAAAAAUUUUUUAAUAAUUAUUAUUAUUUAUUUUUUUCCUUUUCUCCCCAAUUUGGAAUGGCCAAUUCCCAGUGCGCUCUAAUCCUCGUGGUGGCGUAGUAACUUGCCUCAAUCUGGGUGGUGGAGGACGAAUCUCAGUUGCCUCCGUGUCUGAGACCGUCAAACCGCGCAUCUUAUCACCUGGCUUGUUGAGCACAUUACCGCGGGACAUAGCGUGUGUGGAGGCUUCACGCUAAUCUCCGCGGCAUCCACGCACAACUCACCAUGCACCCCACCAAAAGCGAGAACCAUUUUAUAGAGACCACGAGGAGGUUUCCCCAUGUGACUCAACCCUCCCUUGCAAAGAGAGAGUGCACGUUGUCUGAGAAGACAAACAAGUCAUUAUUCAGAAGCACUUAACACACCUGUCACGCUCACUAGCUGAUAUUUGUUUCAAUCAACUGAGUCAAAUUAUUAUGAUGAUAAUGAUUAUUGUAAUAUUAAUUACUAAUAUUAUUAUUAUUUUUGCUACUACUAUUGUCUGUUGAUCUCUCAACAUGAACACAGUACUGUAUGCUGUAUACCCUGCUGAAAAAACAGCUUAAACCUGCCUAAGCUGGUCAUGGUUUUAGAGGGCUUUUGAGCACUUUUUAGCUCAGCAAGGCUGGAAGACCAGCUAAGACCAGCAAAUCAGUUUAUGCAGGUUUAAGAUGUUUUUUGGCAGGGUAAUUAAUUGGAUGUUGUGUUGCACUCUUUGUGUCUUCUGUUGUGUGGGAAGAUGCUAGCUCACAAAGGUCACAGGUGAUAAAAAGAGAUAAAAAAAGGAGAUUUUGUCCAUGAGAGGGCUGCUUUAAAUGAAGCACUUUUCCCAUUUAUCUUGUUGGAUCAACCUAAUGCCUUGAGUAAAGACUGGCACAAAGAGGGCGGGGCCUGUGAAACAGCUGCCAUUUGAAUAAUUUUAAGCAAAAAGAGAUGAAUGAAAGUGUAAAUGCGGUGGAAAAAAGUACAGAGAUUGUUCAAAUAUGUAUAUAGAUAUGUAUAAGAGAGAUAUGAGAGUGAGAACGUAAAAGUGUAAGUGAGAAGCUCUGACUACAGAAAUCUACGAGGGUUUUAAGGGUGUCACAUACAUACAGUAUGUUUGUUAGCAAUGUAUGUGGGCGCUUAUGCAUGCAAGUUUGAUUGUAUGCAUUAACAUGCACUUGCAUAUAUACAUACACGUACAUGGUUACGGUAAUGUUCAAUCAUGUUGAAAUAUGUAAUGUAUUUUUUUGUACAUUAACAUGUAUAGAACUGCAUAUGCUAUAUCUAUCUUACUGGAUGAGAACGCAAGGCUACAUGAGCACGUUUUUAGUCCCGUCCCCCAAGACACUGACUCAUCGAACGUAUGUGAAAACCAUCAUGUAGUAAUUUCAGUGAUUUGUUGUAUAAGUAUUUGUGUAUGUUAGAGAAAGAGCAUGUGUGAGUGUAUGCGCCUGUUUUUGUGUGUGUGUUUGUGUGUGUAUGUAUAAUACCACACAUAUUAUAAAUAGAUAUUUAAGUUCUACUUAAAAGAAUAUUGCAAUUUGCACAUCUGGAGAGAUAGUAACAUGGUUUUUAUUUUGUUUUCAGUCAGCACAGGACAGGGCUGAAAAACAGAUUUUUCUGAAAUGUAGCAGUUUCUUGACAAGUUCGCCUGGCUGACAGGUCUGAUGGCUAUGGCCCUCAACUCUUUCAAUAAAAAAACCAGGAAGCCCCCUUUUAAGCUCCCACAAGGGGUUUGAAUCCCACACUAAAACAUGAACAAGAAAUUGUCCGUUGUUUGUUUUGUAGGGGUGUAAGGUGUCAUCCCUGCUGCAAAAACCAGCUUAGACCAGCAUAAAUUUCCAUUUCAGGCUGGCUUAUGCUGGUUUGGUGCUGGUCUAGUUGGUGGACCCGCAUAGCCAUGAUGUACCCCAGUAAACCAGCAUCCCAUUCUGGAGACCAGCAUCCAAAAACAAUGGACAUUGGUGACCUGUAGCCUGCACGCUUGUUGAGUCCUUUGGUUGGUCACGCUCAACUUAGCUUGAGUGGGUGAAGAUCUGGCAGGAAGAUGGUGGAAAUAGAUAGUGGUAGUUAAUAAAGAAGGGAUGAAUGGAUGGAUGGGUAAACAGAUAUAAUGAGUGGUGGUGGGUGGGUGGGUAAGUGCACCCCAUAUACAAUUUGAAAAUGCUUUAUUUUUUAUAAUAAAACAGGGUUUGUCAGAUCAACACCACAACCGUGCUUUAUUUUCUUUUUUCCAUUUGACAUGGCAUCUGUUCCCUUGAUGCCUGUGGGUGCAAUUCUGCAUCCUACUUGGAUUGUAUAUAUGUAUGUUUGUUUGUAUCUGCUUCAACCAGUCAAACUUGAUAUUUUUGUUUAAUACUUUUGGGCCAAAAGGUAGAAAUAAGAUGUGAUAUUGUUUGUCUAUUGAUGUGCAUGCAGUGAACCACCCCAAGAACAUGACCAUCAAUGAAAAACCAGUCUUGCAUUAAUUUUGUCAUCUUUUGCUAUGCCAUUCACCUCUAUUUUCCUUCUCCUCUUGUAAUUUUCAGUGUUUUAGAUGUCACUCAUACAGUAGAAGUGUAUCACUUCAAUCAUUUUACUAUCUGCCUCCUGGUUGUACAGUGCGUUUCCAUGUACACACGAGAAGCAUUCCGAACAAUGGCACGUAGCAAUAACCCUUAGUCUUCAGUGCUGAAAGACAGUGCCAAAAAGACAGAACCAGACUUCAAUGCAAGAGCUUAGUCAUUGACCUUCUGUUAACCUCAGCAACCUGUUUUAUUUGCGGAUUGCACUGCAGGCCCUCGGAACUUCAGGGAGAAAUGUAAAUGAAUAUGCAGUGACAGAGUCUGUCCCCUCCUAGCCAUCUUAACCCCUAGUUGAAUAGUGACCUCCAGAUCCUCUUCAGGUGCCCAUACAGAACCAGUAUGCCUCUCACAGAGUAUGUUUGCCCUGCUGCAACCGUUAGCUACCUUCUGUUGCCUGGCAUGUACGUGCAACUGCGUUCACUUUCGCCCCACCCAGCACAUCUGCUCGGUCUGAUCUCUUUCUCUGUCUGUCGCUGUCUCAUCAUAGCCAUAGAACCCUGACAGUAUUUGUGACAGAGUUUCCUGUUGCCUAGCCCUAGCUUGUCGAAAUUGUGUUUUAAGAGAAAACGGUGACUGUAGCCUCACUCACUUAUGUGUAAUACUCACCCAGAGUACCUAUUAAGUCUGCAAUAUAUUCAUUUACUCGGAUCACAAAAGGAGCAAGUUGGUAUGGGUAUGUUCUGUUCUCCAUGUUGGAUAGUAAUGGACUACAUGUAAUCUGGAAUAAAGUACUUGUUAUUUGAUUAAAUUACAUGUGUAAAUGUGCAUAAUUAGAUAACAGUUACUUUUAUGGAUUACAUGAUUACAAAUUGAUUAAAUGAAUGAUCAGUCUUGACUUUCAAACAGUGUAAAUUGCUUAAAGGAAUGAUCCGGGUUCAAUACAAGUUAAGCUCAAUUGACAGCAUUUGUGGCAUAAUGUUGAUUACCACAAAUAAAAUAUUUCAACCCGUCUCUCAUUUAUUUAAAAAAGAGCAACAAUCGCGGGGUACAGUUAGGCACUUACAAUGGAAGUGAAUGAGCCAAGUAUAUAAAUGUUUAAAUACACAUUGUUUAAAAAGUAUAGCCUCAAGACGUAACCAUUAUUUGUGUCAACAUGAUUUUAGUGUGAUAAAAUCACUUAAUUGUGUUAAAAAGUUAAAAUACAAUAUUCCACCUUUUUUUUUGACAUAACGUUGGUAAACUCCGUAAGUGAUUUUAUCACAAUAAAAUCAUGUUGAACAGAGAUUUUUUCACACUAAAAUCAUGUUAUGUAUAAUGUUUAUGUUCUGUGGCUAUACUUUUGAAACGGUGUGUUUUAAUGUUCAUGGACUGGCAGCAUUCAUUUCCAUGGCCUUACUGUAAUCACAACUCUUUUUUUUUUUUUUUUAUUUUUUUUUAUUGAGGGACGAGCUGAAAUUAUUUUCUGUGGUAAUCAACAUUAUGCCACAAAUGCUGUUGAUUGAGCUUAACUUGUAUCGAAUCUGGAGCAUUCCUUUAAUACCACUUUAGAUUCUCAUUAAAACAUGCAUUUAGUAAUUCAUAAGUAAUCAGAUUGCCUAAAACACUAAAUCUAAAAGAUUAAGUAAUUUUUACUUGUGUAAUCAGUGCCAGAUUACAUUAAAGAAGUAAUCUAACCUAACAUUGUCUGUACUAUCGUAAUGUCAGGUGUUAUCUGUUUGAAUCUGGACUAUUUUCCAUUUAAAGAAGUUUUGCCACUCAUCUGAGUGAUUUUGUUGAUGAUACAUCAUUGAUUAUGCAACGUCUUAAAAUAUUGAGAUAUGAAGACUAAUUGCGAAUGUCGGUGAAAGAUUGAAAGAUGUCGGUAACACUUUACAAUAAGGUUCCAUUCGUUAACAUUAGUUAAUGCAUUAGGUAUCAUGAACUAACAAAUGCACAUAUUGUUUUACAGCAUUUAUUAAUCUUUAUUUUUUUUAAUAAAAAUACAAUUGUUUAUUGUUAGUUCAUGUUUGUUCAUAGUGCAUUUACUAAUGUUAACAUAUUCAACUUUUGAUUUUAAAAGUGUAUUACUAUAUGUUGAAAUUAAAAUUAAUCAAGAAUGAUAAAUGCUGUUAAAGUAAUUUUCUUUGUUAGUUCAUGUUAAUUAAUGUAGUUAAUAAAUGGUACCUUACUGUAAAAGUGAUACCAAUAUGUCUGACAUUGUGUGACCUGAAUGAAUGAAUGAAUCAGAUGUUCUGUUCCUUCAAGUUUGAUGGUCAUCACAAAGAGAAUAAAAGAUGUACAAGGUACCUGGCGGUUUAUUGUACUAAUGUAUCUAUCUCAUAUAAAACUACAGUAAAACUCCAUUAAUGACUAAACUAAAAAAAAUUAUAAUUGUAUUCUUAGUCUAAAAGUCCGUGGGUUUUAUGUUUUUGUUUUUCACUACGUUAUUAGUGAGUAAAUGGGGCGAGUGUUGUAUUUUCACAUUGUAGUGAACCCCUGAUCUAUAAUUUUUGUUCAUUUCUGCUUUUUUUUUUUUUUUCCAAGUAUAUUUCAUUUUCUUUGGCAGAGGGGUGAGUGUCGUCUCUAAAAUCAUUUGCAUUUCUGUUAAAGGUCAAAACAUUUUCCUUGGACUUACUCAGGGAUGGGAAAUAAUUGUGAAUGUGUGUGUACUGAUUGGGGUAAAUACCCUUGAAAGGUUUAAGUACAUGUAAAUAUAUAUGUGUGUGUUGCAGUCAUUUCAUUGGCCCUGUGCUUUGGUUUCCCCACACUGUCUCUACACUAUAUGAGGCCUUCCUAAAACACUCUAUGUGUCUCUGUGUAAACCGUCUGUAUCGGUCUGUUUGUCUGCAUCACAAGCUGUCUGUUCAUCUGCCUGUUCUCCCUCUGACAUCACAAGCCCAGAUUCUCACCCAUGCAAGAAAAAGACUGACAUAUUUAUCAUCAACCUCAUCAAAGUGGGGACCACUUUUAUAGAAACAAACGAAAAACUAAAUGCACAUGUUUGUCAUUUAUAGAAUAGAUAGACUUGAUUAUACUGUUUCAGCACUUUCUAAUCCCAAGGAAGAUUUAGAGUUGAGGAAUUAAGGUGUCAUCAUACUUUUUCCCCUCUGUCUCUACUCGUUCCUGGGUCCAACGGGUUUUGACAAAGAGGGUUGAGAAUUGAAAUUAAGUUUGGAUGGUCCUCAAUGAACCUGAGACGAUGUUGACGUUGAACCUGAGAUGUUUUGAUUUGCUUGGUUUUUAUUUUCAUGUAGGAUCUAUAUUUGACCUUGCUUCAUGUAUUAGGACUUUGUACUUUUGCUUUGGUCUCCUCUGUAGCACUAUUCUAUCGUUGUAGGAGACAAGAGAAGUGUUUUAAUGAAUAUUUUUAAGAGUUGGAGUGGCUCUGUGACAGCUCUCUCAUAAGAGGAGCACCACUGACAGUGUCGUUUUUUUCUGGCAUAAAUGACAAAAAAGAAGAAUAUUUCUGCGAGUUUCAGUUGUUUGAAAAAUACAUCAAAGUUUCUUUCCUUUUUUGUGGCUCUUGUUUAAAAAAAUCCUUUUAUUUUUUGUGUUAUUUUGCUGCCUUUUUCUUUUCUUUUUGUCUUUUAUUAGUUGAAAAUCAGUCAGGUGUCAAUCAAGCCUCUGUUCAACUUGACUGUUGUUUGACAUCUUGUCAAUUGUCCAAACCGCUGGAUUUUAAACCUCAGGCUGAGAAACUUCAACAGGCCUACAUUAAGACUUAGUUUAACCCUAAAUGAUGUAUGGGCUGCUUGAUAUGGGUAUUGUAAUUAGUCUUAUUAUAAUUAUAAAUAUUGUUAAUUUUAUAGUUACUUUGACAAUUCAGCUAUAUCAGUGCUGGAUAGUUAAACAGUGUACACUCCUUAGGAAAGGAGGCAUGCCCAGCCCUGGUCUUGUAGUUUUGUUGAGCUGGUAAACUGACAAACACUUCCUCAGAGUGAGGUACAUUCUGUGUUCCUUCACCUUAACCCAACCCUGCCUCACCUGGCCAGCCCUAAAGCAGCCUGUCUGACCGGAAUACAGGAAAAAAGACUAAUAAAAAACCUUUCUCUGUUGAAUAUUGAGUGAUAUUUGUCGCUGUUGGGUCGCACUGGACACUCAGCCCUGGUUAACCACUGAGAACUAAAUGCCAGGGACUUAACUGACCAUCACGGGCUGGAAACCAACUUGUGUACAGAUGCUGUUCGUCUCACAUACCCGAUGUCACCCUUACACAUAUCAAUCAACAACCUCUUAAUGUGUGUAUUUAUCCUUUAGAAUUUGUACAACCACACUCUCGAGAUAAACUUAAACAUAUCGUCAAGGUCAUUUUUGUAAUUUUGAAAUUGUUGCCAAUGAAUGCUUAAUAAGAUGUCUCUGUAAAACUGUACUUAGAAAUGACCUUUUCAAUUUAACAUCAGUCAUUUCCAAGAAUGUUUUGUGUUAAAUUCUGAAAGGAGGGUGUAGGCAACAGUUUUAAAGCUGAGGCCAGAUACACAACAUUUAGGAGCUCCGCCUAGUGAGACAGAAGUGAAAUAACGCAAUUUGUCAGGUGAACGGAGAAAGAUAUAGCUGCAGGUAGAGCUUCUAAAAAGGGUCACAAGCUCCAAACCACCAUUAAAGAAAUAGGGAGCCCAUUACCUAACCCUUUCCCUAACCUUAACCAUAAGUGAAAGUGACACCCCUUCUGAAGUAAUCCCACCCUCUUUGGAGAUCCCGCCCACAUUUGGAGUUCUCCGGCCUGCAGCUAUACCUACAUGGGUGAACGGCUAAAAUGUGGUGUUCGGUAAUUAUGUGCAUGCAUGUCCAACCACCUCUCCUUUUUCUCCUGUUUGUUUCCCUUUAUUCUUUUGAGAUUGCAAUGUUAAUAAGAUUGUGUUUUGUGAUACACAGGAAGCCAUUGGUCAUUCAUUCCUCAGAAAGGAGUGUGUUCUAGCAGGAAUCCCAGGUGUUGCAGGUCUUUUCAUAAAGAGAUUUGAAGUCUUCCACUGGAAGAGAAAUUGAAGAAAUUGUUUCUAGUUUCUUUUUUCACUUGCCAUUGGGCAAAAAGAUCCACAACAAUAGAACCACUGGAUUGGAUUUAAACUACUCAGUAGCGGUUCUAGCUUGUAUGGCGCCCUGGGCGAAACCCACUUCAGAGAUUUGGGAGAGGAAGUAGUGUUUUGCACCUUACUUAGUAAAGAAUAUAUAUAUAUAUAUAUAUAUAUAUUAAUUAAAGAAAAGAAAAUUUAAAGCCCUAGGUAGGAAAUAAUAUUUUUUUUCUUUCGCUCUCAUUUUGGUUAAUUUUAUUUCCAUAUGCGUGCAUAUUCUGUAAGUUGUGUAAAAUAUUGUACUUGCACUAGCUUUUUUAAAAAGAAAACUAAUAUAAAAAAUUUAAUUGAAAUUCUAUUUUCUAAUUAUGGUGUGUCUAUUUGUAGGAUACACUCAUGUUGUUUCUUGGAUUUUUUUGGUCCCUUUCUUUGAUGGUGCUUGCCGGUUUUCUAGUUAGAACGUAUUUCAUUAUACUGAACAAAACAAUAUUUGAUUCAGGUUGUGAACAAAUUUGUUUAAAAAUGAAAUUUUCUGUAUACCAGUACAAGUUUAUUGUUGCAGUAUACACGUACUAAUAAAAAUUACAGUGCCAA
This is a messenger RNA of Myxocyprinus asiaticus (Chinese sucker), 12240 nucleotides long. Its product is annotated as ataxin-1-like. The record is from RefSeq and is a predicted model, not a curated record. The coding region runs from base 754 to 3090 and encodes 778 amino acids. The transcript is spliced from 5 exons. Gene Ontology annotation, biological process: nervous system development; negative regulation of transcription by RNA polymerase II. Gene Ontology annotation, cellular component: nucleus. Lineage: Eukaryota; Metazoa; Chordata; Actinopteri; Cypriniformes; Catostomidae. Gene Ontology annotation, molecular function: protein binding; RNA binding.